GGCAUGCAGACUGCUUCUACAAUCAUUUGUGAAAGAAUGAGUCGCUCUCAAAAGCUUAGUGAAUUCAAGUGUGGUACCAUGAUAGGUUGCCACCUGUGCAAUAAGUCCAUCCGUGACAUUUUCUUGCUACUAAAUAUUCCACGGUCAACUGUUAAUGGUAUUACAACAAAGUGGAAACAACUGGAAACAACAGCAACUCAGCCCACCACUGGAUUCUAGAGCAGUGGAGACGUGUUUUUCUGGAGUGAAGAACUAUGCUUCUCUGUCUGGAAAUCUGAUGAACAUGUCUGGGUUUGGCAGUUGCCAGGAGAAGGGUACUUGCCUGACUGCAUCAUGGCAAGUGUAA
Molecule: messenger RNA, 346 nt
Organism: Staurois parvus
Lineage: Eukaryota; Metazoa; Chordata; Amphibia; Anura; Ranidae
Source: the annotation of a GenBank genome assembly